This is a messenger RNA of Psylliodes chrysocephalus, 804 nucleotides long. The record is from the annotation of a GenBank genome assembly. Lineage: Eukaryota; Metazoa; Arthropoda; Insecta; Coleoptera; Chrysomelidae.
AUGGGUAGAAGUCAAUCAACGCCAGGUUUGGUCGAAUCUCGAGGCAAGGUAGCCCUAGAAGACAUGUGGGUCCCUCCUUCGAUGCCAGUCUUGACCCCGGCUUAUCCGAGAUCACUGAUAAGCUCGCCGUCUAGGAUACAAACGCCAGACUCGCCUGGAGGAGUAUCGACUAGCAGUGGAAGAAGUGCUAGAAGCCAUCAAGUUACGGGGUCUCACCAAAGAUCAGGCACAACGUUGCAGUGCGACAGCAUGACUCAACUAGUUUCAGCUUCGGGUGCCACAAGUCCUGGACUAGGAUCGCAUGAGGUCCUUGAAUUAGAAAUAAAGCGCUUGAGAGAGCGGCUACAAACUGUGGAGUCCGAAAAUGUUGCGAUGAGCGUAAAACUGAGUCAACAACAAUGGGAGCUUGAAAAUAGAUUGGCUGAGAUUGAAAUGCAAAUAUGUGGAUCUAGAACUUCUGAUACUCACAUAGUGGUUAUCAUGUUAGCGAAUAUGGAACACCUGCAAGCAAGAGUAGAAGUUUGGAUGGAUCUUGGAGCUGGAAAUGCACGCCAAUUCAUCGACGUAUCCGCUCUCUACAAGAAAUUAGGCCCAAAAAUUUCGAAGGCACUUCCAGCUUUGCAUGCGUUCACUGGUUGCGAUUUCAACCCAGCAUUGUACCGACGAGGGAAAAAGAAACCUUUGCAAUUUCUGAUGAAUUCAGAAAUUUUCCAAGAAGCAUUUCUGGAUUUGGGAUCAAAGGAGCAUAAUGUGCAGGAUUCUUUUAACAUCAUACAGUCUUUUACUUGCCACUUGUCAGAUUAG